AAGCACUGGGUACAGUCAGAAGCGCGGGAUGGUGAGAGAAUUCACCAGAGCCACAGUGGGGAACAGAACAGACAGACUGACGAAAUACACUGCUGAGGGGAGCAGCGGGCGCGGCAGGAGAGGACCAACUGUAGAACUGCGCCAAAGAAAAAAGCCAAAGCCUUCAGAAAAUAAGGAAUCCGCCAAAGAAGAGAAACUCAAUGUUACUUCAAUUCCUGAAAGAGCUCCAAGAUAUGUAUUAUUUCAGCGCUUUGCAAAGAUUUUCAUUGGCUGUCUUGCAGCAGUUACUAGUGGAAUGAUGUAUGCUCUCUACUUAUCAGCAUACCAUGAACGGAAAUUCUGGUUUUCCAGCAGGCAGGAACUUGAAAGGGAAAUCACAUUUCAAGGCGACAGUGCCAUUUAUUACUCUUAUUAUAAAGAUAUGUUAAAGGCACCUUCAUUUGAAAGAGGUGUUUACGAAUUGACUCACAAUAAUAAAACCAUAUCUCUGAAGACUAUAAAUGCAGUGCAGCUAAUGUCUCUAUAUCCAGAACUUAUUGCAAGCGUUUUAUAUCAAGCAACUGGUAGCAAUGAGAUUAUUGAGCCAGUAUAUUUUUAUAUUGGCAUUGUUUUUGGAUUGCAAGGAAUAUAUGUUACUGCUUUAUUUGUUACAAGUUGGCUUAUGAGUGGAACCUGGCUAGCAGGAAUGCUUACUGUUGCAUGGUUCAUUAUAAACAGGGUAGAUACAACAAGAAUUGAAUAUUCUAUUCCUUUAAGAGAAAACUGGGCACUGCCAUAUUUUGCAUGCCAAGUUGCUGCCCUUACAGGAUAUUUAAAAAGCAACAUGAAUACUUACGGAGAGAGGUUUUGCUACUUGUUGAUGAGUGCUUCAACUUACACCUUUAUGAUGAUAUGGGAGUACAGCCACUAUCUCUUGUUUCUCCAAGCAAUAUCUCUGUUCUUACUAGAUAGUCUUUCACUGGAGCAAAGUGACAAGGUUCAUGAAGUUUAUAAAAUCUAUAUAUUCUCUCUCUUUCUGGGAUAUUUACUGCAAUUUGAGAAUUCAGCUUUAUUGGUGUCUCCUUUAUUAAGUUUAGUAGUCGCUUUAAUGUUUGCUAAGUGCCUUCAGCUGAAUGUGAAGAAAGGAACUUUUGUAGCCAAAAUAAUGAAAGUGAUUAAUUUUUAUCUGGUGUGUACAGUGACAGUGACAUUGAAUAUUAUAAUGAAGAUGUUUGUCCCACACAAAGAAAAUGGGCAUAUGUUGAAGUUCCUUGAAGUAAAAUUUGGACUAAAUAUGACUAAGAAUUUUACAAUGAAUUGGCUCCUAUGUCAAGAAACCCUGCAGGCACCCUCUCAAGACUUUUUUUUGAGAUUAACACAGUCUUCUUUAUUACCCUUCUAUAUUUUAGUGUUAAUUAUUUGUUUAUUUUCUGUGAUGCAAGUUAUUUUUAGGAGGAAUAAUGGUAAGUCACUGAAAGAAGCUGUUACUCUUGAAGAUGGACGAAUUGGAGAACGGCCAGAAGUAAUUUUUCAUGUGAUUCACACUAUUUUAUUUGGCUCUCUUGCAAUGAUUAUGGAAGGCUUGAAAUAUCUCUGGACUCCUUAUGUGUGCAUGUUAGCAGCAUUUGGUGUGUGCUCUCCUGAACUUUGGAUGACGCUUUUCAAGUGGCUUCGGUUGCGAACUGUACACCCCGUAUUGUUGGCGCUAAUUCUGAGCAUGGCUGUGCCAACUAUAAUAGGUCUCAGCUUAUGGAAAGAGUUUUUUCCAAGAUUAAUGACAGAAUUAACGGAACUACAAGAAUUUUAUGACCCAGAUACAGUGGAACUUAUGACGUGGAUAAAAAGACAAGCUCCAGUUGCAGCUGUGUUUGCAGGGAGCCCACAAUUAAUGGGUGCAAUUAAAUUAUGUACUGGGUGGAUGGUGACAAGCUUGCCUCUUUACAAUGAUGAUGAUCUUCUCAAGAGAAAUGAAAAUAUCUAUCAAAUCUAUUCAAAGCGGUCUGCUGAGGAUAUUUAUAAAAUACUGACAUCAUACAAAGCUAAUUACUUAAUUGUAGAGGAUGCUAUCUGCAAUGAGGUUGGAACCAUGAGAGGCUGUAGGGUUAAAGAUUUAUUAGACGUUGCAAAUGGCCAUGUGGUUUGUGAAGAAGGUGACAAGUUAACCUACUCAAAAUACGGGCGAUUUUGUCAUGAGGUCAAAAUUAACUAUUCUCCAUAUGUGAAUUACUUCACUAGAGUAUACUGGAACAGAUCCUACUUUGUAUAUAAAAUCAACACUGUGAUAUCCUUUCAGUCUUGAAAAAUAGCAGAGCCUUCAUUUCAAAGACUUAUACCAACUGAAGGAAAAAUUUUUUCUUCUACCUACGUGCUAUCUUUUGGAAAUAGAAUAUGGACAUUUAAAAUGUUGCUGCUGCUUUUCCCCUAUUGAUGUUAACUGGAUCCAGAGUUCUGGAGGGGAAUAGAAAAUCAAGCAUUACUGUCCUUUGGUAAUAUAUCAGCUCUAGCACUCUGCAAUAUUAUAGCCUGAUGUUUUCCUUGUUGUUACAUGGUAUUUAAAGUUUUUACCUUCUAAACUGUUGUGGAAUUUUCCUCAUAAAUUUUCCUUCUGUCAUAACAUUGAUACUGAAUUUAAAUAUGUUCAAGGUUAGAUUAUAUCUCUCAAACAUAACAUUUAAUAAAUACUUACUGUGAUAUAAUUAAAGAAUAGAAGGAAAGACUUAUUCUCAAGGCAGUUUCUGAAAAGUUUUCAUGGUUUAUAAUAGAAGUGAAUAAUUACAAUAAAGAACUAAUUUAAAUGUUAGCGAAAAAGUAUGGCAUUUAAAUUAAAAUGGAAAUUAUGUAAAGAAAAUUAUUUUUAAGGAUAUAUGUAUAAAGAUAUAUCCAGAUUUUUCAUAAUACUGUUUUCAUCAUCUGCUGCUUAUGUAAAAGUGAGCACUUUGUUAGUAAUAUAUAGUGCAUGAUACUGCAUUUUAUUAUUUUAUGACUGUCUAUUAAGUGGUAGCUUUUUCACUUAAGCCCAUAAAUUGGAUACUAAUUUAAUCAUGAUAAAACAGUAACUGUUAUUACCUAUAUAUAUUUUUAAAAUAGACAUUUAAAAGAUGGUUCAGAUUUUUAAGAAAUAUGGAAUGGAGUGUAUAAUCUAUUCACAUGUUUUCUACUGAACUAUUAAGGAAAAAUUACAUCUUUUUCAGAAUAAAAAUAUGUACACUACAAUGAGCAAAAAUUUCUGGAGAUAAUGAACAGAUGCUGUUAAACAUACCUCUGCCACAGAUAUAUUUACUAUAAAACACGUGCUUUUAUUUAUGAAACUGUGACAGUAUUCAAUAUUAUUAAUGAUAUGACAAUUAUAAUGAAAUUCACAUCACAGUUUCACUGUCUAAAUGUUGUGUUCCUUUAAGUUAAACACUUAAUAUUUUAAAUCCUUAAUUAAAAUCCUAAGUGAUUAAUGUGAACUUACAAAAAGAGACUCAGAAGGGGACUGGAGGGAGGGGAGAUCUUUUUUGUUAUUUUUGGAUUUUCAAGCAUUGGAACCAAAGGCCAAACAAUAAACAGCCAUUAUUUUUAAUAAAUAGAUUGAAGAUAGAUGUACCAUUUUAAUACUACAGGAUAUAUGUUUCGUUUCAUCUUGCAUAUCUGUUUAGUGAACAGGUUUUCUAGAUUUUCACUUGUUUAGAGUGCUUUAAAAAUUAUAGUUUCAGUACUCUAAACUAUUACAUUAGAAAGGAGUAUCUUUCCAUUGUCUUUAUUUUAUGUGUAUAUGUAUAUAUACUUAAAGUACAAAAGCACAAGUAUUCUUAGACUAACUAGGUGCUCUGCUCUUUUGGAGCUGAAGAAUUGUGUGAUGACAGUCAUAUAUCUGGUACAUUCACCUUUUUGGGUCUCAUUUCAUGCUUUUAUAUGUAUUUUCUAACAAUUUAAGAUAACUGCAAGCAAAGAUAUUUCAGGUUCUGUGUACAUCUUAGUAGUGAGUUAUUAGUAUUUAGCUCUAAGCCUUAUGAAAAUAUGACUAGUUACCUGAGUACACAGUACAUAGUCGUGCUUGUGAUUAGAGUACGUCAUUUAAAAGUCAGCUUGCAUAUUUUGAAAGGGAGCUAUACUGCCCUACUUACGUAGCAUGAAAUAUUUGUGGUUUUGGUUGUUUUUUUUUUUUUGAUUUAUGUUUGAUCAGUUAGUUUUGCUAAAUUAGUUUUGAUUGUUGUGGGCUUUUUUGUUUUUAUUUUUGACAUAUUAGUUGUUUUUGCUUUUGUCAAUUUAUGUCUUAAAUAAAGUAGAUUUGGAGUUUUUAAUUGAAUUUCUUAAAUAAUGACAUUUUCAUCAUCAUCAGUUGGAAAGAAAAAUAUAAACUUUAUUAUAGAAAUAAUACUGGAAAUGAGAGAAGCUUAUUUGCUUCUAUUUUAACUAUUUAGAACUAUAUUACAAGAAAACUUUGAGAAUCAUUUAAUUUCUUUACUUAUAUGUAAAGUAACACAUAAUUAGAAAUUCUGUAACUCCCAGUUCUAUUUGGGUAACUUAGAAUUGGCAGAUUUGACAAUAGAGAUCUAUUAUGAAAGGAACAAAGUUUAUGGUUUUUGAAGAAAUACAAAGCAUACUUUCCCCUUUAUGUUGCAAAGCAAUUCAAAUAAGUGCCUUAAUUCCUUUAUUUCUAAGUUUACUUUUUAUUUUCAAAAAAAAUUACUUCUUUUCCAUUGGAAAAUUUGGUAACUUUUUACCAAACUUAAUAACUUUGCUUAUUAGGUAUGGAGAAAGAGUACUCACAAUGUUGUUUUUAGUUUUAACAUUUAUUCUUUAAUAAUAAAUCUUUGUUAAGGGUAGAGAUGGAAUUUCUAGUCUAUAAAUUUAAGUUAUUUAGCUUCCUAAAUAGCAAACAUUUCAAUAAAAAUGAAAACUUACUUGAUAAGUUAUAUGACUCUGUGCUGGUUUAUAUUUUUUCUAACUUCAGCAUUUGUAUCUUGGUGCUUUUUGUUAGAUUGGUAAAGUUUUAACAACCUAAGGAGUAUGCAUUGUAUUUCAGAACGAAGCUGGUAUUUUUGUUGGUAUUUUUUAUAUAUUUAGACAGGGUUUUUUUCUAGGACAUUAACCCAAAUUGCCAGUAGCUUUGGUGUGGCACUUUUCCCUACAGUACAGACUAAUUCAUGGAAAAGCAGAAGUGGACGUCAAAGUGUGUUACAAAUAGGCCUGAAAAAUAUGAUUUUUUUAAAAAGUAGGAGUUAAUUUCUUGAAGGGCACAGGAAUAGCCAUCUUAUUAAAUUGUUUUGUUUUUGAGAAAUCACCUGUUUCUGACCCUCUCUAUUUUGAAGUAUUGAAACAUUUUCAUGCCUUUUGUGGGUAAAAAUAGUGCCUCUUUUUAUGUAAUUGGUGGGGUUUCUUAAAGUUUGGUAUGUCAAACUUUUUAGUAAACUUAUUUUAAAUACACAAAUAUUUAAAGAGCACAUGCUAAGAAUUAUCUGUAUAUUUAGGAACCUUUUGUAAAGCAAAUAACUACUUCCUGAUUUACAUCUCAGUAUAGUCUCUUUAAAUUUAUUAGUUUUUAAAAUGCAGUCUCUGUUGUUGCUAUUUGCUAAUAGUUUUAGAUUCUAGUAAGUAUUAAAAAUACUGCAAAUAAAGCUAAAUAAUUUCUUUCGGAAAUAAUAGCUCAUUAAGUUUCUGAAUGUGUAAGGCAAACAUUAGAUAAAAUUAGAUCUAAGAAUUGCAAAGGAAUGUAUUUGACUCAACUAUUUGGUGCAUUAAGGUUUCUAAAUAUAAUACUUAUUUUCCAUAAUUUUAAAAAAGGGGACAUUUUGAAACCAGAUUUGCUGAAUGUAGUUGUCAUCCUUUGCACCUUUGAAUCAGUUCUAUUUAUAUAAGUCUCUUAGAAUCUACAUUUUAAUAAAAAAAAUAAAGAAUUUGCAAUAUUUUAACCUUGGCAAAUAUAAUCCUAUGAUGGUUUUACAAUACACUGAACAUCUGACCACUAUAUGUAUAUUUAGUGGAAUAAUGGUAUCAGAAUGAGACUUGAAUUCCAAGCUUAUAGCUUGGAAUAUCUCAUAAACAACUCAUAUUUUAUAUUAUUCACUUCACGUAGCUGUUUAGCAGAGAUGAUUACAAUUGUUUUUAUGUAUGUUGACUUCUAAAUCAUAUCUAUGACAAUGUAUAUUUAGAUUAAAUGUAUUCCUCAUGUAAUUAAGGUUAAAUCUUUGCAAAAGGAUAAAAAGUAGUUUUAAUAAUUAUAAACCCUUUAAAAAGAGUUGGGUGAAAAACUAGUUUACCUCAGAUUUUGUAACACUAAAUGUACUUUUAUCAACUUCAUGCUUUAAUACACUCUUUGUUUCCAC
Messenger RNA from Talpa occidentalis (Iberian mole), 6290 nucleotides. RefSeq names its product dpy-19 like 4 (gene DPY19L4). Gene Ontology annotation, molecular function: mannosyltransferase activity. Gene Ontology annotation, cellular component: nuclear inner membrane. The transcript has 19 exons. The coding region runs from base 29 to 2278 and encodes 749 amino acids. NCBI's taxonomy places the organism in Eukaryota, Metazoa, Chordata, Mammalia, Eulipotyphla, Talpidae. The record is from RefSeq and is a predicted model, not a curated record.